Molecule: messenger RNA, 541 nt
Organism: Paramormyrops kingsleyae
Lineage: Eukaryota; Metazoa; Chordata; Actinopteri; Osteoglossiformes; Mormyridae
Gene: rps25
Product: ribosomal protein S25
Source: RefSeq, a predicted model, not a curated record
GCAGCCAGCGGUAUUUCCGGGUGUGGUAGCAUUACGGGUUUUCUAAAGGACUAUGCAGGGGCUAAACUUCCUCUCUUUACAGGUUCAGCCGGUGCAGCAACAUGCCUCCCAAGGAUGACAAGAAAAAGAAGGAUCCAGGCAAGGCCAAAAAGGACAAGGACCCAGUCAACAAGUCUGGUGGCAAAGCAAAGAAAAAGAAGUGGUCCAAAGGGAAGGUGAGGGACAAGCUGAACAACCUGGUGCUCUUUGACAAGGCCACCUACGACAAGCUGUACAAGGAGGUGCCCAACUACAAGCUGAUCACGCCAGCCGUGGUCUCGGAGAGGCUGAAAAUUCGUGGCUCCCUGGCCAGAGCUGCACUCCAGGAGCUGCUUAGCAAAGGCCUGAUCAAGCUGGUGUCAAAACACAAAGCACAGAUCAUCUAUACACGGAACACCAAAGGGGGCGAGGAGGCUCCUCCUGAGAAGGAGGCCUAGGAGGUUCUCAUUCAGCAGAAGACCUGGCUUUGUACAAUGUUAAGUAAAAGCUAUAAAUACAAGUA